CAAAGCCGGACAAGCUCUCUCCCAACAAAUAUGACAAUAAAUUCUUUCCUAGAAGAAAACAUUUUCAUUUUGUACACUCAAAAAUCCCUCCAAACAAACAAAACAAAAUAAAUGCAUUUCUUCCCAUCUCGUCGAUCUCCAUAAUCACAAAGAUCAAAUCCAACAUCAAUCUGAUUAACAAUAAUCACUAUCUUCCUCUGUAAGUCGAUCUCUGGAUCUCCAUUUCUUCCUUCUCUAAUUCAGUUUAGAUCCAAGUCUUCACCUUAUUCUUAAGCUUCUCAGUUAAUCUUUCCCUCUAAUCACAUUUUUAAUCAAUUAAUCAACUCCCUCUCCCUCUCUGUUUCUCUGUGAAAUUCUUGCGAUCCAAACUUUUCACGUUAAUCUUACCGUUACUGUUAAUCACUCGAUCCAGGGUUGUAAAGUAUCAGCAAUUAAAUCUAUGUUUGGAGGACAAGUGGUACCGCCUAGCAAUAGUCCGCACUUAAGGAAGUCUGGUAGCCGACCUGUCGUCUUUGAUCUUGAUGGUGAACAGGGAAACACUGAAAUGGAAGGUUUGUUACAUUCGACAGAGUCAGAUGAUUUGAAAAUUCCUAGCUUACCGAUUAGUACUGCAGCUAUAAUGCCGUCUCCGAUAUUAUUAUGGAGAUUCAAGGUACUGUUGUUUUUUCUCUGGGGUUUUUUUUGCUGCAAGAUUGGAUGGGAUUCUGUUAUGAGAAUGAGUGUGAAUUUGCGGGACCUUUUUCUUUACGAAGCAUUUUUGUAUUACAAUCCUCUUCUUCUUGUGACUAUGAUGGUGUGGCUUUGGGGAGUUAAUUUGUGGGUUUUUGCACAGUCUACCAUCAGCUAUGCCAAGAUUUUUGAUCUGGACCAAAAUCAUCUUACCCACAGAGAAAUAUGGAAGGUUGCCACAUGGAUGACCAUCAUUGUCCCAAUUAGCAUGACAGCAUAUCUUUACCUAUAUUCUCACGGAGAAGUAUCAUUGGCUGCAUCACAACCAGUCUUCUUGUACUGUGCUGUUGCCUUGAUUUUGAUAUUCCCCUUCGAUAUUUUUUACUUGUCAUCCCGCUACUACUUGCUAAGGACUCUUUGGCGGAUAGUUUUCCCUUUACAGGCUAUUACAUUUUCUGACUUCUUCUUAGCUGAUAUUUUGACCUCCAUGUCAAAGGUGUUCUCAGAUCUGGAGCGCUCAGUUUGUCGUAUGGUCCAUCGCCAGGUUGCCACCAUAGCAUGGUUUGAAGCUGACUCUGUUUGCGGCAGCCACUCCAUUGGCAUCCCUAUAAUUCUAGUUUUGCCUUACAUUUUCCGAUUAUUUCAGUGUCUUCGACAAUACAAGGAUACUAAGGAGAAAACAGCUCUUUUUAAUGCUUUAAAAUAUUCAACCGCUGUACCAGUGAUUUUUGUUUCAGCCCUUAAAUACCAUGUCCUCCCAGAUAGUUGGACGAACUUCUAUAGGCCACUGUGGCUUCUCUCAGGUGUCUUAAACUCAUUAUAUUCGUUCUACUGGGAUGUGACCAGGGAUUGGGACUUGAGCUGCUUCACCCGAAUUUUCAAAUUUAACAAACCGAGUCUCUGUUCACACCUAUUACAUGGACGGAAAUGGGUUUAUUUUUGGGUGAUAGGAAGCAAUUUCAUUCUGCGUUUGGCAUGGACUUACAAGCUGUCUGCCCAUCUUCGGCACAAUUACCUUACAGUGUUCACAAUCACUGCCUUAGAGAUGAUUCGCCGAUUCCAAUGGGUUUUCUUCCGUGUCGAAAACGAAUGGACUAAAAUGAGUUCCAAGUCAAAUCUUCAGCUUUCGGAGAUCUCAUCUGAGGAAGACAAAUUACUUGCACCCAGCAACCAUAAUGUGUAGAAACAAAUGCUUACUUCUUGCAAGCAGCAUGAUCUACAGUUUUAAACGGCAACCUCGUUUUUUGCUGGAAAAAAGGUUUUUAUCCAUUCCACUCUUAGUCGUAGUCUAUAUGAUCGUUCAAAUUUUUUGUUCAAAAAAGGAAUAGGUUAUUCAAAGAUACACAAUUUAGAAGUAUAUAUCAUUCAUCAAUUACUUUGUCA
Molecule: messenger RNA, 2052 nt
Organism: Populus trichocarpa (black cottonwood)
Lineage: Eukaryota; Viridiplantae; Streptophyta; Magnoliopsida; Malpighiales; Salicaceae
Exons: 14
Coding region: 440-1852 (470 amino acids)
Cellular component (GO): cytoplasm; membrane
Source: RefSeq, a predicted model, not a curated record